UCAUAAACGCGGUGGUGUGUUUACUGACCGCCUGACACUUUGGCGAUCCGCCUUGCAGAGCGCAUGUGGGCUGUCACCCCGUUGGAUUACACCAUGAGGAAGCACUACAGGGCUUGUUGCUCGUCGGACUUUCUCCUAUAAGAAGAUGAGAGCUUUUGUGUUCAAAUUGAUGAGUUCCGGGACAUCCAUGAAAGGAACGUUAAGUGUUUACAUUGCAGAAAUGUCCACAACUGUUAGUCCAACCAUUCCCUCCUCACAGCUGACGUCGGAUCAACUCACCGUUGUCGCUGCAUGCUUUUCCUCCCUGGUGUUCUUUGUUGUUAUUGUGCUGCUCCUGUCCAUCAUUUACCGCAAGGAUCCUCAGUGCUGCAGAUUCCGCUCCUAUCAGGGGCCGCAUGCAGAUAUGGAUGCUCCUCCUCAGUACUACAGCAGCAGACAGACCCUGGUGGGAUCUCCUUGUUCAGUGCAGACUAACAUCCCAGAUGACAACAAUACUGGGGCGGGUCAGCUGUUCUACGUCGGCCUGCCCUCCAGCUACGGUCUACCUUCUCUGGAGGCCCCCCUGCCCAGACUGCCCUCCUACGAGAGUGUCCGUAAAAAAGAUCGCCAGAGGCAGAUCCACAUGAUGAUUGCAGACCGCUUCGGCCUCAAUGGACCUAUUGAGACGGAGCCACCGCCAUCAUAUGAAGAGACCAUCCGUCAGUCUGAGGAGCUGCCGUACGACAUCCUCUCAUCUAGUUUGGAGACUUCUCCCACGCUGAGGGACCACGGCAACGUUCAAAAUGACCCACCUCACCUAAACAGCUCAGAGACCAGCCGCAGCGUUCUUCCUGUGUGAUGCGGGCCGACUUCUCAAGACUGAUGAUGAAUGUGAAAAACACACACAUGGAGUGGAACUGUGAAACAUACAAUGGUUGGAUGUUGAUUCAAAUACCUCAAGACUGACUUUACAGUAUGCCAUGGGGAGCUGGGCAACCAAAGAGCAGCUGCACACAUUUGUGCAACACCUGAUUAUGGAAGGAGACUUCAUGAUGCUGGUACAACUUGAAAAGUCGUUAUGAACAUUGUGGACUGAAAUUGCCAUACAGAGAAUUUAUCUUCAUGUUGCUUGAUGAAGAUAUUGGGAAGUGAAAGUUACUCCCUUGGCUUUUUAUUCUACUCUGUGGACAUCACGAGGUCUAUUUUAGGGUGUCUUGAGCCAUAAUAUGAGUCGAAUGCAUGGAACAAAUAAUAAUACAAGUUAUUAUUUGAUUAAAAUGAUCAUGAGGGCGGGGCAGGUGUGGGUACUCAAUAAACCGGACGGUAAAGAGAAAUUUUACUUUCGCUCUCACCUGAGCCACCGCAACAUACCUGUUGUCUGGUUACACAGCGUAGAUCAUGCACCACUGACGUCCUGUUCAGUUAAGGUUCAAAAUAAAAGCAUAGCAGUAUUAACCUGGAUUCUACAACACCAGGCUUUAAAGGAAUAGUUUGGAUUUUUUGACAUGAAGUUGUUUGACAUCCCCCAUUAGCAGUGUAGUCCAUUAACAGCAACUUACCCCCCACUUGGUCUCCUAAGUGCAGUUGUGGUUUGAUUUUGGUGAUGCAGAACGUAGUUCCGCUUAGUUGCUGGGGACAUUUAAGUAAAGAGUUUGGCUUCCCCAAGCAAUGUGCAUUCAAAAGAGUAAUACAUUUGCGUCACAAAAAUGCCUUCUCAAAAAAAUCAGACCUCACAAAACGCUCGACGUUAUAUAUGUCUCCCGCCAUAUCCCUGCACGCUGUCGCCUGUGCACUCACGAUAAUACCACUCUUCUUCCGCGACGGAGCGCCGUGGCCAUCUUCUCAUUCACCAUAAGCUGGUAAUGCUUUAGAAACACUUGAUUAUACGGGUAAAAUGUACAGCAUACAUGCACCAAUGUUAGAAAGCUCACCGUUUUUACAUGUUUAUGUCUUUCUGCUUUACUGAUAAGAUUUUUUCGUCAACAUUGAGACUUUGUACUUUCUCCGGCAGUCCUUCAAAGCGCCAUAGUUUUGUGUUGUGCCUGUGACUUCGAUUCCAUCUUUAAAAUGCGUUUAAUAAAUGUGUGAGGCAUACACUACCGGUCAAAAGUUUUAGAACACCCAGAUUUUUCCAGUUAUUUAUUGAAAUUCAGGUCAUUCAAGUCCAAUGAGUAGCUUAAAUGGUACAAAGGUAAGUGGUGAAGUGCCAGAGGUUAAAAAAAAGUAAGGUUACCCAAACCUUAAAAAUGAUGUGUAUUUCAGAAUUGUACAAAAAGGCCUGUUUCAGGGACCACAAAUAGAUCAACAAUUUAAAGCUGUUCUGCAGAAAUGGAGGUUGAUGAAGCCUUGGCAAUUGGUGCAACUAAUUUAUACAGGUGUUCCAAGUUCUAGAGUACUUACUACCUCCUCUGUCUGCAUAAAAGCAGCGUUCAGUACUAUACCCUUGUGAACAUCAGUUGAACAGCAUUGUACUGGAGAAAAUUAAUUUGUUGCUACAAAAAUGGCAAGAAAAAAUGGACUUAACAAUGUAAACAAGACAGACAUCUUAACACUUAAAUAUGUUUUCCUCCACAGAUUUUGGAGUGUUCUGUUUUGACUGGUAGCGUAUUUUGGCCUAAAACCUGGAUUGUGUCGCGAGUGAACAAUGGCAAUUAAAGGACGUUUCUGAAGAUGAAUCCAAUCAAAUAAUUACAACAGUCACUUUUAUUGCAAAUGUUGAUCCGAAAUUGGAUGAGAACAUCAAUGCCAAGCUAGGAGGAGGGUUUGUUUGGAGCCAAAUCCUCAGUUCUGGUGCUCCUGAGCUGCAUGGUGCCGCUUGUGGAUGUGGGGACAUCAUGCUGCCCUCAUGGAGACUGUGACAGUUGGGCAGAAACAAGCAGGAGGAGGUCAGUUUGUUGUCCUCCUCCUGUUGCUUUUCGCUCAAAGGCGCAGAUAGCAACUCUGCUGCUAGGUUGCUCUCCUACGGUGCCAUCUCUCUCUCCUGAUGUACUGGCCUGUCUCCUGGUAUCUCCUCUACCUUUUACUAACCAAGCAAUUUCUGUGGGUACCACUAGUCACCAGAAAGUUAGAGAAAUGUAAAACUAGACAAGAAUCAGCCAUAAAGGAGAAGGAAAAGGAAAUGGUCACCACCUCUAAAAACAUUCCACUUGUUGUCGUCUGUCUCGUUUCCUAACAUGACAGGUUAGUAUAGGUGUGAUUGACUUGGAGUUACACGGUGAUGGUUAUGUGUUAACUGUGUAUUAUAUAUACACCAUCAUCUCACGCAACUACACACUCUGUAUGUCAUGGAAAAUGGGAGCGUAAAACAAGUGUCAAACAAAUUCAUCCAAAAUAUUAUGCAAAAUCCAAACACAGUCUCCCGACUUAGUGUGAACAUGGAAUAAAAAAUAUUGUAGAAAUGAUAAGUUCCCUAUUUAGACCUGGGUGUACCUCACAAGCACACAUUUUUUUAGUCCCCAUUUGUAUUUAUUGAGGAAAAAUGACCCAUCAUUAUUCAUUUGCACCAGCAA
Dunckerocampus dactyliophorus (ringed pipefish) is the source of this 3488-nucleotide messenger RNA. RefSeq lists its product as uncharacterized. The coding region runs from base 146 to 838 and encodes 230 amino acids. Lineage: Eukaryota; Metazoa; Chordata; Actinopteri; Syngnathiformes; Syngnathidae. The transcript is spliced from 5 exons. The record is from RefSeq and is a predicted model, not a curated record.